Molecule: messenger RNA, 6983 nt
Organism: Marmota monax (woodchuck)
Lineage: Eukaryota; Metazoa; Chordata; Mammalia; Rodentia; Sciuridae
Gene: Pitpnm3
Product: PITPNM family member 3
Exons: 20
Coding region: 78-3002 (974 amino acids)
Biological process (GO): phospholipid transport
Cellular component (GO): cytoplasm
Molecular function (GO): phosphatidylinositol binding; phosphatidylinositol transfer activity; phosphatidylcholine intramembrane carrier activity
Source: RefSeq, a predicted model, not a curated record
GGCGCGGCGGCGGCCGGGGCCGGGCCCGGGAGCCGCGAGGAGCGCGGGCAGCGCAGCCGGAGCCCGCCGCCCGGGACAUGGCCAAGGCGGGCGGUGCAGGUGGCCCUUCCCCGGGCGGCGGUGCCCCCUGGCACCUUCGAAAUGUCCUCAGCGACUCAGUGGAGAGCUCAGAUGAUGAAUUCUUUGAUGCUAGAGAGGAGAUGGCCGAGGGGAAAAAUGCCAUCCUCAUUGGAAUGAGCCAGUGGAAUUCAAAUGACCUGGUGGAGCAGAUCGAGACCAUGGGGAAACUGGAUGAGCAUCAAGGAGAAGGGACAGCGCCGUGCACAUCCAGCAUCCUCCAGGAGAAGCAGCGAGAACUGUACCGGGCUUCCCUGAGAAGACAGAAGUUCCCGGCCCAGGGAAGCAUCGAGAUCCACGAGGACAGCGAGGAAGGUUGCUCUCAGCGCUCCUGCAAGACACACGUUCUCCUGCUGGUGCUGCAUGGGGGGAAUGUCCUGGACACGGGGUCAGGGGACCCGUCCUGCAAGGCGGCUGACAUCCACACCUUCGGCUCUGUGCUGGAGAAGGUCAUGCGUGCCCACUUCCCGGCUGCUGUGGGCCACAUCCUCAUCAAGUUCGUCCCCUGUCCUGCCAUCUGCUCUGAGGCUUUCUCGCUCGUCUCUAACCUGAACCCCUCCAGCCAUGAUGAGGGCUGCCUCAGCAGCAGCCAGGACCAUGUCCCUCUGGCCGCCCUGCCCCUGCUGGCCAUCUCCUCCCCGCAGUACCAGGAUGCUGUUGCCACCGUCAUCAAGCGAGCCAACCAGGUCUACAGCGAGUUCCUCAAGUCCUCUGAUGGGAUUGGCUUCAGUGGACAGGUGUGUCUCAUCGGGGACUGUGUGGGUGGACUCCUGGCCUUUGAUGCCAUCUGCUACAGUGCGGGACCCUCAGGGGACAGCCCUGGCAGCAGCAGCCGGAAAGGGAGCAUCAGCAGCACCCAGGACACCCCAGUUAUGGUGGAGGAAGAUUGCAGUCUGGCCAGCAGCAAGCGGCUCAGCAAAAGCAACAUCGACAUCUCCAGCGGGGUGGAGGACGAGGAGCCCAAGAGACCGUUGCCGCGGAAACAGAGCGACUCCUCCACCUAUGACUGUGAGGCCAUCACCCAGCACCAUGCCUUCCUCUCAAGCAUCCACUCCAGCAUGCUGAAGGAUGAGUCCGAGCUCACUGCAGCUGGGGGGUCCCAGCUCUCCGAGGUCAGCCUGGGCCGCUUUGACUUUGAUGUGUCUGACUUCUUCCUCUUUGGUUCGCCCCUGGGCCUGGUCCUGGCCAUGCGGAAGACGGUGCUGCCUGGGCUGGAUGGUUUCCAGGUGCGUCCUGCCUGCAGCCAGGUCUACAGCUUCUUCCACUGCGCAGACCCCUCUGCCUCACGGCUUGAGCCACUGCUGGAGCCCAAGUUCCACCUGGUGCCUCCCGUCAGCGUGCCCCGCUACCAGAGGUUCCCACUCGGCGAUGGACAGUCUCUGCUGCUCGCUGAUGCCCUGCACACCCACAGCCCCUUAUUCCUGGAGGGCAACUCCCGGGGCAGCCCACCACUUCCGGAUGCCCCUGCCUCACUCCCUCAGGCCCCAAGGUCCCAGCGCCCAGGACGAAGGAUGAGUGAGGGCAGCUCGCAGAGUGACAGCUCAGAAUCCUCGGAUGGCCUGGCACCUGUGGGUGCCUCCCGCAUCACAGCCAAGUGGUGGGGCACCAAGAGGAUCGACUAUGCCCUGUACUGCCCCGAUGUCCUCACCGCCUUCCCCACGGUGGCCCUGCCCCACCUCUUCCACGCCAGCUACUGGGAGUCUACUGAUGUGGUCUCCUUCAUCCUGAGACAGGUGAUGCGCUAUGAGAACGUGAGUGUGAAGGAGAGUGCUGGCUUAGACCCCGCUGCGCUGAAUCCCGCUAGCCCCCGCGAGAAGUGGCUUCGCAAGAGGACCCAGGUCAAGCUGCGGAAUGUCACUGCUAAUCACCGGGCCAAUGAUGUGAUUGCUGCUGAAGAUGGUCCCCAGGUCCUGGUGGGGAGGUUCAUGUACGGGCCUCUUGACAUGGUGGCUUUGACCGGUGAAAAGGUGGACAUCUUGGUGAUGGUAGAGCCCUCUUCAGGACGCUGGGUACACCUGGAUACGGAGAUCACCAACAAUAGUGGCCGAAUCACAUAUAACGUGCCCCGGCCCCGGCGCUUGGGGGUUGGUGUCUAUCCUGUGAAGAUGGUUGUCAGGGGCGACCAGACCUGUGCCAUGAGCUACCUCACAGUGCUGCCCCGGGGCAUGGAGUGCGUGGUGUUCAGCAUCGAUGGGUCCUUUGCUGCCAGUGUGUCUAUCAUGGGAAGUGACCCCAAGGUCCGGCCAGGUGCGGUGGAUGUUGUCCGGCACUGGCAGGACCUGGGCUACAUGAUCCUUUACAUCACGGGGAGGCCGGACAUGCAGAAGCAGCGGGUGGUGUCGUGGCUGUCCCAGCACAACUUCCCACAGGGCAUGAUCUUCUUCUCGGAUGGGCUGGUGCACGACCCGCUGCGGCAGAAGGCCAUCUUCCUCCGCAACCUAGUGCAGGAGUGCUUCAUCAAAAUCAGUGCUGCCUAUGGCUCCACGAAGGACAUCUCCGUCUACAGCGUGCUGGGCCUGCCAGCUUCCCAGAUCUUCAUUGUGGGCCGGCCUACCAAGAAGUACCAAACCCAAUGCCAGUUCCUCAGUGAAGGCUACGCUGCACACCUGGCGGCGCUGGAGGCCAGCCACCGCUCGCGUCCCAAGAAGAACAACUCGCGCAUGAUCCUGCGCAAGGGCAGCUUCGGGCUGCACGCCCAGCCCGAGUUCCUGCGCAAGCGCAACCACCUGCGCAGGACCAUGUCGGUGCAGCAGCCCGACCCUCCAGCCACCAACCCCAAGCCCGAGCGGGCCCAGAGCCAACCUGAGUCCGACAAGGACCACGAGCGGCCGCUGCCCGCGCUCAGCUGGGCGCGUGGGCCCCCCAAGUUCGAAUCGGUGCCCUGAGGGGCGGGCGGUACUCAGAACAGGGGGGGGGGCCCAACCAGGCUGCCUGCAGGGACGGGAGGGGCUCCUUCUCCCCGACACAGGCGUUUUCCUGCUUUUUCCCUCCCGUGUCUGUCCAGCAGUGUCCGACCAGAGUGGGGAGGGACCCUGCCUCGCGUUGGGGAGGUCUCCCUGGGCUGCGACAGGGUGAAAUCGGGGAUCUCCGUGCAGCCGCCGCUGCUGCUGCCUCCCCACGCCCGAGACGGCAAGCCCGAGUCAAGGUUGGUGUUUGUGUAAUCCGGGGGCCAGGCCUGCCCGAGCCGCAGUGUUUGGGCAAGGCUGACCAUCUUUCAGAGUCCCCGAGGCUCCGGCAGCCGUGCAAGGCAGGCUCUACCUGGGGGGAGAAGCCCCCAGCCCCAGGACCAACUGCCGCUGGCAGGUACAGCUUCUUGGCUGUCUUGUGGAGGAGUGAGUGGCAUUUGUGCCCGCCCUCCUUGUGACAUCCUGGGUCACCCACUUUGGGGCUGAUUCACUUAUGACAAAGUGGUCACUUUCUGGGAGUGAGAGGACGUCUUUUUGGCUCAUUCUCACGAUUUGGUGUCUGUCCACAGCCCUGGGGGGCAGGGUCUGGUGCUGACGGUCUGUCCUGCAGCUGUCCUUUGUCCCCUACUUCUUGUCCUCAGUAUCCUCACCAUACUCCUGUGGCCCUCUAGGACAGGUGUACCUCUCCUGGGAGCCCUGCCUCACAUCCUCCCCUGUGAGGCUGCAGCCUUGGGCUCCGGCCCACCUGAGCUGGCUGUGUACCCUUGAGCCUGUUGCUUACCUUCUCUGAGCCCUGCCUUUUUUCUGUAAUUGGAGUAGUCCCCCCAGUUGAGAUGGAUGGGAGAUUUUGACUCCUAAGUUGUCCUACACUAUGCCCCUGGAGGCUUUUCAGAGGGCCCAGCGAUCCAUCCCUUCCACGACUGGGAGAGGGUUUCUGGGUGGGUUGGGAAGGAGGUGCGCUCUACUCAGCAUCUCAGAGGAAGCCCCUACUCCAUGGAGAAUUGCAGCAGGUGGCCUGGCACUGAUGCCCAAAUUGGGUGUCCCUGGGAGAAAAAGAGCUCCCUCCACCCCCAACAAAGGGUACGGAUCUGGCUCUUCCCAUCCCCAGUCCUGCUCCGACUGAUUUCUCUCUUUUGGUUCUUGGAAGGCAUAGAACUGAGAUCCCAGGGUUCUGGGGGUUUGCAGAAUUUUGGCUCAAACUGUUGUAUUCUCUUCCUUCCCUCUGCCACUCUGCUUGGUUUGAGCCUAUCACCUCCUCCUGAAUAGUCCCCUGAGGGUGGCAGGGCUUGGUUUUCCUGGGGGCCCUUCUAAGUCUGCCCAGGUCCUCCUGCGGCCAAGCCCCUGGCCUGGGCACAGGCCUCUGCACUCCCCUGUGCCCUGACCCAGGUUCACCCCUGCUGUGGGGCUUCCCCAGGUUGCCUCUGAGCCCUGGUGGACUGCCACUGAGGCUGGUCCCAGCUCUUUCAUUGAGGCUGCCCCAGGGCCCAGACGUGUGUCUGCAGCAGGCACCUGUUUCAGCUCAGUGUCGCUUCUCUGCUCAAUGUCUACCUCUUGCAGCUCCCAUGCAGCCCACGGCAGCUGCUGGUGGGGGUGGCUGGCACCACCAUUGUAAAUUGCCUAGGAAAUCCUGGGCACCCUGCUGGGCCAGGAGGGGUCUGGGCUCCAGCUCCCACCCCAGCUCUGUCCACUAGAAACAUCUCCUUCAGCUUGCCAGCUCCCGCCACCUUCGCCUCACCCAUCUGCCAGCUCUUCUGCUCCACGGUCAGCACUUCAUCCCCAUCCAAGCCCAGUGCUGCGGGGCGAGUCUGCCGGGGCGGGAGGUGUGAGCCUCCACUUCUUCUCUGGCCCUGCCUCCCUGCGAUUUCUCACUGCCUGUCCCCUGGAACAUGUGUCACUCUUUGGCUUUCUCUUGGCACCAGCUCUUAUGGCGUAGCCACCUCAAUCCUAAUCUUUCCCACCCCUUUCCCCAAAGUACCAUGAUUUCGACUUGGGCAGACUCAGUGUGAUUCUCUGACACUCCAUCAUCUCCUUUUAGCCGAAGUCACUGAGGUUUUACUUCCAAAUGAUAAAAUAAUUAGCAUGAGAUUCUUUCCCCCCAGGUUAGAUUCCCCUUCCCUUUCUGAGAACCCCAGGCUUGUGUGUUUGGGGGGUGGGGAGGAAGAGUGCACAAGUGUGAGCUGGGAUCUCCAGGAAAUCUGGAGUCCGUGACCAGGGUUCUAUGACUCUAGGGAUCAGAGCUGAGACACAGGAUCCAGCAGGAGGGUCGCCACCCCUUCCCUUGCUGGAGCCCCCAGACUGGGGUUUUGAUGACUCCCACGUGAGAUGUUGACGGUGUACAGGGAGAUAUUGUGAACACAACACCCUCAGAGCUGUAGUUGGCGUGUGUGAAUGUGUACUUGCCGUUCUGUUCAGUGAAGAGAUGAUUUCUGUUUCCAGUACUGCUUUCUCGGCAACUACGUACCCCAUAUGCACUUUCUAUACUAGUGGUGUGUUCAAUCUUGUCUGUCCAGUUAAGUUGGAGACACAGAGAACCAAGUCCCAUUCCUUGGAGGGGGUGCUUCCACCUCUCCUUCAGUAAUUCUGUGAUCCCAAUCCAGCUGUCUUCUAGAGAAUUCUUCUAGCUCCUGGUGUGCCUGCUCACCAGCAGCUGGAAGACAGAUCUGCCUGCCUGACCAAAGCUGCUUGUUCCGUGGCAUGUUUGUUUUUCCCCAUGUGGUGGCUGUCCUGGCUGAGGGCCUGCCUGCUGCCUUCCCCUAUCCCUUGCCCUGUUGGGGGUUCAGGGUGCAUUCUUUGCUAUGGCCUGCUCUUUCAGCAUUAUGAUUCCGCCCCCCCCCCCCAAAGAUCUUGACUCCUCCCUUAAACACCAUGGAAUAUUAAAACAAAACAAAACAGAACAAAAACAAAGUGGACUCCUUUUGUGCAUUUGGAGGAUCAGCCUUUUUGUCAGGGUGCUGGGCUACAGCAAAUGUGUCUGGACCCCAGUAUUCUUGAGAUACUGGGGGUAGCUUUUUGAAAGAGGGGAGGCUGGAUCUUAGUGGUUUUUAAACUGUACUUGAACACUUUGGAGCCCAUACUUGUGCCCUGGGAGUGUCCUGCAGACAAACCUGGCAUGAUCUUUAAUCUUUAAAAGAAGGCUGGACCCCACCUCAGGCAGGUGGUUCUGGGUCCAAAGUUGGUGCCAGUUUUGCAUUCACACCCCCCACAACCAGCUCAGGUGCAGCCCUGCCCGGGAGGGGUGCCCUGACUGUGAAGGAGCCUCGCAGUUGACCCCGCCUUAAACAACCAACCAACUUUCUGGCCGAAUCCCCGGGGGUUUGAGUGCCAAGUGCUCUGGAAACCUUUUCUCUUUGGCUCAGCCCAAAAACAACAACAACAACAAAAACCACCACACACACACACACACACACAAAACCACCCCUCCUUCCUUCCCUAAGGGUUUGGGGGAAUUUUCUUAAACAUCUAAAUUAGGGUUAAGUCCAAGCUGCAAGGCACAGCCGAGUUCUGCUGUCCUUGCUGAGAAACCAAUAGGAUGGUUGGGAGGAAAAUCAGAGUUUGACCUCACCCUCUUUGGGACAGAGGAGAGGCAGGUGACACCAAGGAGGGGCAGGCCAGAGGAGGGCGGUUCACCCAAGGGACCCCCCACUCGAGGAUUCCCGCUGUCCUUUUCUAUUUGUUUCUGUGGGUGGUGCCAGCCAGUCUGACCUUGCCGAGGGUCAGACUGUUCCCAAGUGUGUAACUUUCAGUAUUGUCUGUGACGGGUGGUUCUGUGGUGGACAUGGUUUAUUAGCUGCCUUGUACAAAAUCCGUUAGAAAAGAAAAUGUAAAAUACCAGAUUUCUAACAAGACAAAAGCAGCAUUAUGGAGUUAAAAGAUUUUUCUAAUUGGUCUUGAUUUUGAUGUGAGCUGGUUUUUAACUCUCAAAUGUUGUCACUUAAAUAAAAUCCUUAUUUGCCUUUAAAA